This is a messenger RNA of Dicentrarchus labrax (European seabass), 1694 nucleotides long. Its product is annotated as CDGSH iron-sulfur domain-containing protein 3, mitochondrial-like. The coding region runs from base 527 to 916 and encodes 129 amino acids. Gene Ontology annotation, cellular component: intracellular membrane-bounded organelle. Lineage: Eukaryota; Metazoa; Chordata; Actinopteri; Moronidae. The record is from RefSeq and is a predicted model, not a curated record. The transcript is spliced from 3 exons. Gene Ontology annotation, molecular function: 2 iron, 2 sulfur cluster binding.
CCCUACUGCGUUAUGUCAAAAUGGCUGCUGUGAAAAAGGUCUAUAAUGUCUUAAUUUGUGUUAAAAAUAUUGGUAUCCCCUUUGUAUAACUUUAUAAGAGGUAAACUGCACUACAGGUCCCCAAAUUCCCAGAAAAAACAGAGGACAUGACCUCAAUAGCAGUUAGGUCUUGAAUGCUGAAUUAUCCUAGUGUUAGCUACUUCUUUAUUGUUUGGACAUUGAACAUCACUUCAAUUCAAUCUGUGGCCUGGUCGAUAGCAGCCUCCUGAUUGGGUCAGCUUCUAACACGUGACCAUACAGGAAGUGAUUUCUAUAAUCUCCUUGGUCAGCUGUCGGGUUGUGAAAUCUUGCACUCUUCCUCGGGGAGUGUGAUUUAUUUUUCUUCCUCUGUUUGACCUUUUAUACUUUCUGUAGCUGUGACGUCAUUGGGGCUUUGAGUCACGUUCACGGUUCUUUUCACCGGCGCGCGACUUGGACAGUAGCCAGCUGAGGCUGCUCUGAAGUUGAACUGUCAUUGGAAACAGACAUGAACACGUUGGUGACCAAAGUAGACCUCAAAUGGAUCAGUUUCACCUUGAGACAACCUUGGAUAACCUCUAGGGCAGCUUCCAAGGUCCAGCUCUCCACACUUCCUCCAGAACCUGUCAUACCCUCUAAGAAGCCUUUCAAAGUGGAGCUGGUCGGUGGAAAGCGUUACUCAUGGUGCACCUGUGGACACAGCAAGAAACAGCCUUUCUGCGACGGAGCCCACAAAACCAAAGCCCAAGGCCUGUCCCCGCUACGCUUUGUCCCAGAGAAAGACGCCACGGCUUGGUUGUGUGGUUGCAAGUACACAAACAAUCCGCCUUACUGUGACGGCACGCACAAGCAGGACUUCGUCAUAUCUGCCCCGCUACAUGAGCAAACUGAUUCUUGAAAAGGAAUGCAGAGAGAUCUUUGAACUGAACAGCACAUGUAAACUGAUUGACCAUUUCAAGUGUCUGAUUCUUGUGUCUUAUCAGUAUUUCUCUCAGUGCUUGACAGAGAAGAGAGUGGCUAUGAAAAGCCCUUGCUUUCUGUCGUUUAUCAGGGAAACAGGGUUGAAUGAUAAGAUGAUAUACUGUCUGAGGGUGGAGAUUUUACCACCACACUCUGUAGAAAAGGAUGUUAAAGAUGGGAUAUAACAGUAUUAUCUUCAAUACUACUCAAGAUCUAGAGAAUGCUUUUACAGGAGAAUAUUGUCUGUGUAGAGGUUUUAGACUGUGAAGUGUGUGUAUGAAGGGAGGAUGUAAUAGUGCAGUGUCCUACAGCUCACUCCGUAAAGUAGCAUAUCUGUCAGGGCCAUAAAUCCUCCUCUCCACAUAUAAAAUGCCACAUUAUUUUUUAACUUUUGGGGAUGUAUUUAUAUGCUUCUGACAGAAACUUCAUCAUGUCAACCAGGGUUGGCCCUGGCGGACCUGCAGAUAGGACCCAGAGAAAAGUGCUAACUGUAUCUUCUUCCAAGCAGCUUUGCACGUGAGCUACUGACACAUUUUGGGUUAGGGUACACGCACACACUAUUAUUAAUACAUUUAAACCUUGCCUGUUCAGAGAACUAUGCCACAAUGAGUGAUCUGAACACUUUGUGCUGUAGCUCACUGUAGGAAACUGCACUGAAAAAGAGCUGUUGACAUUACAUUAUGUACCUGUAAUUAUUAAACUGAUUACAUUUUUAA